ACGUUGACAUGAGGGGUUUCCUGUUUGUGUCACAUGUAAAGAGAGCCGGUGUCAGUCAGGAAGAAACACAUUUAUUGAGGGCAACAGUAUCUAUUUCAUCGAGGUAUCAUCAUGGCACCGAUGUGAGGUUGGUAUGUUUGGCCGAGGAAGAUAUUUCCGCUGGAUAAGGUCUGCCCUUUGGCAGAGUUUUGCCUUGCUCAGCCCAUCAGCCACUGGGAGAGGCUAACAGUGAAGCAGCAUGUCCAGUGGGAAUGAGUCCUGUCUGUUUGAGAAUGGAUCCGUCAGCCUCCUCUCCUGCUUAGUUCAUGUGUGGGAGGAGUGGGCAGGGCUCGGGCAGCUCGAGGACUACCUCAGUUUCUUGGAGUAUUUGCUGUGGGUUUUCACGCCUCUAGCAGUGGUCUUCAUCCUGCCUUUUCUCAUAGUUAUCCUCCUCUAUCUAUCCAUACUCUUCCUCCAUGUGUACAAACGCAAGAUCCAGCUGAGGGAAGCUUAUUCCAAUAACCUGUGGGAUGGUGCGAGGAAAACUUUGGCAACCCUAUGGGAUGGACAUGGUGCUAUUUGGCACGGUUAUGAAAUCCAUGGUUUAGAGAAGAUUCCAGAUGAAGGACCGGCUCUCAUAGUCUACUAUCAUGGGGCGAUUCCUAUAGACUAUUAUUAUUUCUUGGCAAGUGUUAUCAUUCAGAAGGGAAGAACUUGUCAUUCGGUGGCAGAUCAUUUUCUGUUCAAGGUCCCAGGGUUUAAGCUCCUCUUGGAAGUGUUUAGUGUGAUCCACGGACCGCAGGAGGAGUGUGUGAAGGCCCUGCGGAACGGCCACCUCCUGGGCAUCUCUCCUGGAGGAGUACGGGAGGCCCUGUUCAGCGAUGAGACGUACCCUCUGAUCUGGGGCAAACGCAAGGGAUUUGCACAAGUGGCCAUUGACUCUAAAGUGCCAAUUAUACCAAUGUUUACUCAAAACUUGAGGGAGGGAUUUCGCUCUCUUGGAACAUUAAGAUUUUACCGAUGGGUGUACGAGAGGUUUCGUCUGCCGAUAGCGCCCAUCUAUGGAGGAUUUCCAGUCAAAUUUCGCACCUACUUGGGUGACCCCAUUCCAUACGAUCCCAAACUCAAUGCAGCUGAGUUGGCUGAAAAGAAAAAUCGUAGUAGCCGAGUCUGUCCCCUCAUUUCAUCACAUGCUAACCUCAGGUGCAACAGGCAGUUCAAGCACUUAUCGACAAACACCAGAAGAUACCUGGAAACGUCCUCCGAGCUCUUUUGGAGCGCUUCCAAAGGGAACACAAAGAAGAUUAGCACACUUGCCUUCUCUCAGACUGAACAAAUGAAUAUGCUUCAAGCAUAAUUCUGAAUAAAACUGAAUACUGGAGAUUUUAUAAUAUUGUUACACUAUGAGAUUAGCAACUACUGAUGAUAUAGUGGAUGUAACAGCAUAUAUAUCAAUGUUGCAUAUCAAAUAAUGGUGCGUCUUUGUAAUGUCUGGUUACAUUUAGUCUUGUGCAUGUUGAAGAGUGUGUUCUUGAGUUUUGUGUGAAUUUUUUUUUUUUGCACACUUUGGUUUUAAUCAAAGGACCACUGCCAAAUAGUUUGUCCACAAAGCCUUUGGUUAGUUUUUUAUGUCCUUUUAAUAAAAUAGCAUUCUUUCCUGGAAAUCGAUAAUAAUAUAUGAAGUUCCAAAUUUAGAUUUGGGAAUUAGCUUAAUUGUUCAGUCCUGUCAGUCAUCAGUACGAGCGUAUCCUCUAUUUCUCCCUCUACAUAAUACCCUUAUAGGGGGGUUGAGAUUGGAGCUUGAGCCAAGCCUCGGGUUUGAGCCUCCGUUGAGGACAGCAAGCUAAGUUCGUUUAGGUGAACUCGUGAAUGACCUAUCUGAAGGAAUUAAUUAAACAUUAUGGAUACUGUGAUUUUUGGGAUUUUAUAAGCACACUUAAUAAUAAGAGACAUUCUUGAACAUGUUCUUUGAUGUUGAAUACUUACACGUUUUAGUCUGUAUUACUGUCGGAGGCAAACUUCUGUCUAUUUGAUACCGGUCUGCCCUGCACUCAGAGCUUAUUAUAACAUUCUGAUUAUAAAAAAAGAAGUAUGCAAACGCUAAUGAUUUUAUAAAGGUAGCAUACAGGUCUUACAGAAUUAAUUUUGUAACAUUCCUGAAAUGUAUGGAUUUAGUAGUACAUUAAAUGCUAUUUCAAGCAGCAUAAAUGCUGUUGAAUCUAAUAAGUUAUCAAAUCUGAUCAGUGUGGAAAUAAAUGGGUUUAAAUGUAUAAUUUUAUAAGAGAUUUUAUUAUUCACAAUAAAACUGCAUAUUCCUAUGGAUUCAGUGUUGGUAGAACCGUUUUAAUGCACUUUUUUGCUCCCAUGAUCCUUGGGGAGAAAAUAUCUUGUGUGUGACAAAGAUCAAAGUGUCAGCAUGAGCACAGUCCUCGUCAUAUUGUCCUAUGAUCUCUGCACAUCCUGUGUGUUUGGUGUACGAUAUGCAAAUGCACCAGUCUUGCUAUUUAUAAAUCUGUUUGGUAUUGACUUACAGCAUCUGUGCUUCCAUUGUAAAUCCCCCACCCCACCCCUGAAAUCACAUGGAAAAAGAAUAUAUAUAUAUAUAUAAAUAAAAAAGUGUUUAAUUUA
Molecule: messenger RNA, 2607 nt
Organism: Ctenopharyngodon idella (grass carp)
Lineage: Eukaryota; Metazoa; Chordata; Actinopteri; Cypriniformes; Xenocyprididae
Gene: tmem68
Product: transmembrane protein 68
Exons: 9
Coding region: 239-1336 (365 amino acids)
Cellular component (GO): membrane
Molecular function (GO): acyltransferase activity
Source: RefSeq, a predicted model, not a curated record